AUGCUCGCUAGUGGCCGCGACUCGAACCACCUAGUGUACAAAACCGCCCCGAAAGAUCCUAACUGGAUAUUUGCUGGACCGGAGUUCCACGCCCUCCAUCAUGUUUACCCAGAUCGUUAUAUUGGGAAACGCUUCGUGAUCACGGGUGGAAGCGGAGCCUUUGGCCAAGCUAUUGUGGCGGAGCUUGAACAAGAAGGAGUGCAGAGCGUUCGGGAUUUGAAGUUCGGCGUUGACUGGGACCAUCAGCACCUUGAAAAGGCUACUGCCGAGCUUUCCGCGUGUGACGUCCUCAUCCUAGCGCACAAUACCGAGGACCAAGAUGCAGAUUGCAAUUCUGCAGUCCAGCUGGUGCGACUAUUCAAACAGAAUAGAUCUUUCAGCGAGACCAGUCCGACGCUGCCAGAAGUGUGGUACGUUGGUAGUGAGCUUGAAUUACUUCCAUCCUUUGGAAAUGAACAACUACAACGUUACUCUCAGUCAAAACGACGCUUCCUCCCAUAUGCUCGCUCUUUCUUCGACGAUCCUGACAUACUUUACCGUCACAUUGUCCCUUCAUCUUUUUGGUUACCUAUAGGGACAGUUACACUCCCAGCAGGCUGGGCAGCUAGGUGUGCAAUGUGCUGGAUCCGGAGAGGUGCCCGAUAUAUUCCUGCUACAUAUCCGGGAAUUGCAUACUUGAACUACCUCAAGUUUAUGUAUUGGGUUCCCUACGCACAGGAUACAGAUAAAUUGUAA
Molecule: messenger RNA, 735 nt
Organism: Penicillium mononematosum
Lineage: Eukaryota; Fungi; Ascomycota; Eurotiomycetes; Eurotiales; Aspergillaceae
Exons: 2
Coding region: 1-735 (244 amino acids)
Source: RefSeq, a predicted model, not a curated record